Protomyces lactucae-debilis is the source of this 3015-nucleotide messenger RNA. RefSeq lists its product as uncharacterized. Lineage: Eukaryota; Fungi; Ascomycota; Taphrinomycetes; Taphrinales; Protomycetaceae. The record is from RefSeq and is a predicted model, not a curated record. Bases 112 to 2787 code for a protein of 891 amino acids. The transcript has a single exon. Gene Ontology annotation, molecular function: protein binding.
GAUUUUGCACGCGCAGGAAGAUCUUGAAGCCGAGCGACUGCAACCAUCUCCCCUCAAGCUCCGUAUAGCGCUAGCAGUAGAGAGCAGUAAAGCCCGGCGCAUGCUCAAGUCAUGGCAGCAGCAGUAUCCUCCCUCGUGGUUCUUCUCUCCUGCCUCUAUCUAGUCUGGCGAGCCGCACAGCUCUGGUCGGCUCCCUUGCAACUCGUCUUCCGCUACCUGCAAAUCGAACUCCCUUCCAGCCCGAGACUCACCGUCGAUGCUCUAUCCGCAGACAGUGUCAGCUUACACUGGGCGCCGCCGGAAAGCUAUGUCAAGAAGCACAUCAUUCAAAUGGACGGACAAGAGGUCGGCAUCUCUGUGCGCGGUGAAACGAGCGUCACCAUCUCUGGCCUAACGCCGGACUACCUCUACAGCAUCCAGGUGAUUGCUGUAAAUGCGCAUGGCUUUCAAGUCGCAAGCCCAGUGUUCUACGUCAAGACACGGUCUAGGCCUGGUUCAGCGCGUGAAGUGGAACAGAGCCAGGAGGUUGAGGUGGAAGCUCACACGACUUCCAGCGAUGCGCCUGCGCUGCGUGUGCCUAAGAAGAAGGCAAGCAUGGAUAUUCUCAAGAUUAAGGAUCCCUUGCCGGGCGCACAGGCAUUCGCAAAGGACGAAGCAAAGGCGAUUGCAGACUUGACGUCCAAGAUGGAAGGGAUCCUCAAGGAGACGACCGACAUUGAUGCACAAAUCACAGCGCUCAACAGUCAUCAUACGGAAGAGGAGCAGGCUUUCUUAAAGAAGCUUGAUGAAUGGCGGCAAAAGAAGAAGGGUGAAGACGAUGCACGCGCGACACGCGACCAGCACCACAAACAGCUGGAUCAGCAAAAGAGAGAGAUUGAGACGCGUCGCAACCAGGUGCAAAAGGCACUGAAGUUGGCGCAGGAAGAAUACAGGAGACAGUGUGCUGAUAUGGAAGGUUUUGCUGAGGCUGUGCGAGUCUCGAGUGAGGAAACUGCAAAGCUGGAGAGGCAGACCAGAGCCAUGAUUGCAGAGACGGAUCAUGCCAUCAAAACAUCGGAACGGGCAGGUGCUCUCGCUUCAGAAGAGCUAGUGGAAGUGGAAGCAGAAAUCCGAUAUCUCCUUGCGCGCAAAGCGGAGGGAGAGGCAGAUAUUUCACGUUUGCAAAGCGGAUCUCGUGUCGCAAGUCCAAGUCCACAAGAGGUGAAUGAAGCAGCAAAAGACGACGCACAGUGGAAGGACCGCGAGGAGACACUUGUACGGCAGUAUGAAGAUGCCUGUCAGCUCCUGUCGCGUUUACAGCAAGGCCUCCGCAGCGGUACGCCCAUCUCGGAGGGCUCCUCCAACGAUCUUGGUUCCUUGCGGCGACGACAGUCUAGAAAGGCCAAGGAAAAUAUCGAUCACCGUCACGCCAUGCCAUCAUUCAACCCGGAUGCCGCCCCUUUCGUUGCUGCCAACAAUACCAGCUUCUACCCAGAGACUUCUUUUGUCGGUGCAGCUGCCCAUCCUUACGAAGCACCGAGCCACAGCGCAGCGCCUCCUGGUCUAAGUCGCGACCCUGCACCGAUCAUGCCUGGGGUGACCAGCAUCUUCAACGACGAUACGCUCUUCCCACGUCGCGGUUCGCCCUUUGCAAGCGCCGUUAUUCCAGGUUCGCUUGGUGGCGCACGGCGAGAAUCACCUCGCUCCAGCCAGUCUGGCUCAAACCCUUCGUCUCCGGGUGUCAUCAACCCGAUUUUGCAUGCACCUGCUUCCUAUGGUAUGCUGCCAUCUAUCUUCAACGCUGGUGCAUCUCACCAAUUGAAUUCGUCACUGCAACUUGAGCGAGAACGUGGAGGUCAACGCGCCACAUCAGGCAGUCUGGUUGCUAGUCUCAAUGGCACGCCAUUGAGCGAGUCUCAGGAUCACUCCGCUGUAUCCAGUGCACCUGGCAGUGUUCACAACAUGCAGCAUAGUCUGGGACUGGGCAACGGUGCCGGAAUAGUUGGCAAAGAUCGAUCGCUCGUCACUGCUGCCACCACCAACGGCACAGGCAACUGGUUCUGGCCAUCAUCGUCCAAGAAGGUGCCGAUCAAUGCUCAGGAUCCGCUGGCUCUGGAUCGUAAGAACACUCGCAGUUUGCCAAAGACUGAUGUGGCACCCAUUGGAACGCGUCGCCCACGCUCUGGAAGUCUACGAGGGGAGGAUGGCGGCAUCAUCGCACCCGCCGGGUCAAGAUUGGGCCGGACAUAUCAGGAAUCGGAGAGGAAUGCAGUGAGUGGUCAAGCUCUAUCGCACGGUCUACCAAAACCAGGAGAUGCCGCAACAUCGAUGGAGUUCGGUUGGACUUCUCCGAAGAAUGGCUUUCAGGCUACAACCGAUCCAUGGACCGCACCAGAUGUGCAGGGCCUAUCCCAUUCUACAACGGCCUCAAGCUUUGACCCCUUUGGCAGUCUUCCGAAGCUGAGUAUGCCUGCACCAACGCCUUCGUACCACACUGCUGGUCUUGCUGAGGGUCGUUUGCUAUUGUCACCAGACCCAGAGUCAGACACAGACACGCCUUUCUUUACUGCGCCAGUCACUGCUCCUGUGGGUCAACCAGAACCAUUUUACCAUACGACUAUUGACGCAAGCAUGCUUUCGGGUGGCAAUUUACAGCGAGAGCUGUCCAAUGCCAGUAGUCGCAAGUCGAACGGUAGCGGCAGUGGCGAUGUUAGCCGACGCAAGCUCGUGGGCUCCGGCAAGCAAUUCACAAGUUUUGUGGGACGUGUCUUUGGUAAGAACGGAGAGCCGUCUGCGUCGCAAGGUUGAUCAAUAAAUGAAGUGUAAGUUCGUCAAGGGAAGCGUGGUGGCGGGCUCGCAAGCGACUACGACGCCAUCUGCUUUGACUGUGUAGGACUCUGGAUCAAUCUCCAAUAGUGGUCGCGAAUCGUUCAAUUUCAUGUCCUUCUUCCCAAUGCCGCGUGUGUUGACGACUGGCAUGACUUUCUUCUUGAGUCCGUACUCCUCCUUGAUAUUGCGACCAUUUGACAUGGCAGC